GUCGUGACCACAACAACAGCACGCAACAGCAUGGUCGUGGGCGCGAUAAGUCAACCGAACCAUCAUGUCGUCCUCGAGCGCCUCCGAGCCAUCCCCCUCUGGUAGGCCUGAACGAAUUGACCCCGUCCUGCGCAACGCACUCCGCUACACGAUAAGCCCACGAGAGUACAAGCUCCUCCAUCAGUACCUCCUUUCCCGCGCUCCUGCUGUGCGCAAGCGCACACUGGCGCCUCGACGAUACGAUGCGAUUGCGAAAGGAUCGGAUGACUACAAUGCCGCUGCCAUCCGCGAUUCGUUGCGGCUGGCCGUCUUGACCUUCUCUGGGCUCAAGGCAUGGGACUUAGUCGCUGAAAAGCUGCUGGCCCGAGGAACUACUAAAAGGCCUCAGCACCGACUCCCCGUUUGGAAGUCCCCCAACGUCCGCUUGACGUGUUCUCUGUCCUUCAUCCUCCUCUUCCACCGACUCCUGCGCCGCUUCUUCACCCGCCUUCGCGAGAGCCUCCUUACCCCGGAUGCAAAGCCCUUCCGACGGCGGAAUCCCCGCAUAUCGCGGUCGUUGACCUCAAGGCUUGCUCCCGCGAUCGGGUCAAGCAUCGCAGGCUUCCUGCUGGCGGUAUGCCCUGGCGAUCAGCUGCGCAUCACCAUCGCGAUAUACGUCUUCACGAGGGCAUUGGAGUUUUGCUACAACUAUCUUGAAGAACAAGGGUAUUUCCGCAAUAGGCCGUCUUGGUUCGGAUCGUGGAUGCUGAUGCCCGUGGCCUGCGGACAGCUUCUCCAUGCGUUUGUGUUCGAUCGCGAUUGCUUCCCAGCCGCCUACGGCAACUUCAUCCUGGAUAAUUCGCCAGAGUAUAUUCAGAAGCGACCCGUCAAUUAUCCCGGACGCCUGCCAUGGCCGGGUACUUUCGACAUUGUGGACAGCCUUGCACAGAUCUCCAAGUCGCGCUGGCCGCCAUUCACGUCUCCCAUACUCUUUCCUGCAUCCGAAACGCUUCCAAGGACGCUCACUAAGAUUUCGCCAAUUACCUCGCCCGCGCAUCCAGCGAUCAAGAAUCUGUCUUGCGCAUUGCUCCACCCCAACGACCCCUCUUGUAUGCGGACAUAUGUAUCGUACUGGAUCCAGGCUUUUCCGAAGGUCGCCCGCUUCUUCGCCAUAAUCUUGACAGCACUCAGCAUCACGCGUUACAGAGCCUUCAUUGACUCUCCAGUGGCCGCGCUUAACAAGCUAGCGAAGAGCAUCCUCCGCAUGUCCAUCUUCAUCUCAGGCGCCAUUGGAACAAGCUGGGGAUCCAUCUGCCUCUUCCAACAUAUCUUCCCCCGAAACUUUCUUCCAACCCAGCGAUGGUUUCUUGGAGGCUUCUUGGGCGGCAUGUGGGCCUUUCUCGAGCGCAAGCAUGGGCGCGGAAACUUCUUGUACUCCGCGCGGAUGUCGAUCGAUUCCCUGUGGAAGGUCGGCGUUAAGCGCGGCUGGUGGCGAGGCAUCAAGAACGGAGAUGUACUUCUCUUCGUCCUGAGCCUGGCUACAGUAAACGCCCUCUAUGAAAUGUCUCCGCGGUCCAUCAACAGUGGUGUUGCGAGGAAGGGCCUGGGGGUUUUAAGAGGCGAAGGAUGGGUUGACAGAGCGGCUUUGCCACGGGAAGAAAAGGGAAAGGCGUCCGAUGACAAUGAAUAGGCCUAACAAGACCACCUAUUAUGAGCGUACGAAUGAGUGUAUAAUGUUGUUUAACGACCGAACAUGUCUAAUGAGGAGGAUUGUUACUUUAGUAAUCGAUUGCC
Molecule: messenger RNA, 1773 nt
Organism: Trematosphaeria pertusa
Lineage: Eukaryota; Fungi; Ascomycota; Dothideomycetes; Pleosporales; Trematosphaeriaceae
Exons: 2
Coding region: 65-1669 (534 amino acids)
Source: RefSeq, a predicted model, not a curated record